Chrysoperla carnea is the source of this 3664-nucleotide messenger RNA. RefSeq names its product WASH complex subunit 5 (gene Strump). Bases 163 to 3645 code for a protein of 1160 amino acids. Gene Ontology annotation, biological process: endosome fission; actin filament polymerization; regulation of actin nucleation. Gene Ontology annotation, cellular component: WASH complex; endosome. The transcript is spliced from 13 exons. The record is from RefSeq and is a predicted model, not a curated record. Lineage: Eukaryota; Metazoa; Arthropoda; Insecta; Neuroptera; Chrysopidae.
UGUUUGACAGAAGAAUCAAAGAAAAAAAAUCCCAUAGACUAUUAAAUAAAAUAGACUUACAAAAUAUAAAUGACAGUAGUAGAGUUCAAUCAUAAAUGACAUUUCGUAAAUAUUUUGAUUGGUAAAAAAAUUUAUAACAACAAAAUUUAUUUAUGCCUGAAAAUGGCUGAGUUUCUAUCCGAAAAUAAUUUAUGCGGACAAAAUAUUCUUCGUUUAGUAUCACGGGGUAAUGCUAUCAUUGCAGAAUUAUUGAGAUUAAAGAAUUAUAUACCACCGGUGUUUAAAUUACAGACAAAAUUCGAACAACAAAAAUAUGGAGAUAUCAUUUUAGAUUUUAAAUACCUGAAAUCAUCUGAUUAUUAUGAUAAAAAGAUUGAAGAAGAUCCGGUUUUACAAGAAUUGGAUGAACAAUUUAGAGAAAAUUACUUGCCAACAGUUAGACGAUUUUAUCUUGUAUUUGAAAAUAUACACACUUAUGUUUGUGAUUUGAAUCAUUUCUUAGAAGAAUUAGAAGAUGGUUUUUAUAUGCAGCAAUCUCUUGAGACCGUUUUAUUGGAUUUUGAAGGAAAACAAUUAUUGUGCGAAGUUCUAUACUUAUAUGGAGUUAUGCUACUGAUCGUUGAUUUACAUAUCGAGGGAAUCGUUCGAGAACGUUUGCUAAUAUCAUAUUUACGAUACAGUGGACAACGAAAUAAUUCUAGUAGUAAUGUUGAUGAUGUUUGCAAAUUAUUACGUUCUACAGGAUUUGUUAGUAAUCCUACGAGUGGGAAAAGACCAGCAAAUUAUCCUGAAAAUUAUUUCAGUCGAAUAAAAAUCGAUCCCGUAUUUAUAGACAUCGUAAUUGGUCGUUUACGAAACGAUGAUAUAUACGGUCAAAUCGCAACAUAUCAAUUACCCGAGCAUCGAAACACUGCCUUAGCAAAUCAAGCAGCCAUGUUAUAUGUUUGCCUAUUUUUUGCACCAAAUAUUCUACAUAGUCAUACAACAAAAAUGCGAGAAAUUGUUGAUAAAUUUUUCCCUGAUAAUUGGAUUAUUUCCAUUUAUAUGGGUAUCACCGUAAAUUUAAUUGACUCGUGGGAAUGUUAUAAAGCAGCAAAAAAUGCAUUAUCAAAUACGUUGGAUUCAUCAAAUGUGAAAGAGCAUGCUAGCAGAUAUGGAGAGAAAUUGAAUAAAUUAAUAAUUGAAACAAAAAAUGUGUUAAAAGAAGGUGCACUAACCGAAGAAAUAUUAAUUCACAACGUUCAUAAAAUAAUAAAUUUAGUACGAGAAUGUAACGUAACAAUUCGAUGGUUAAUGCUUCAUACGUCGAAUACAUCCUUACAAUUCGAAUUCAGUAAAAAAUCGAAACAAACUUCGGAUCAAAUAUGUAGUGAUUCAAAUUACGAACCAUUAAAAUUAUUCGAAUUACUAUUAAACACUAGUCAAUUCGAAUUGAAAAUUAAAGAAAUGUUUAAGAAUUUGUUACUCUUAAAAGAUGAAAAAUGGGAGAAUUGUAAAAAAGAGAGUAUUGAUCGUAUAUUAGAAUUAGCGGAUGUAUUUAGUGGUUCGAAACCAUUAACACGAAUCGAAAAAAAUACAAAUUUACAAACUUGGUUCACGGAUAUUGCAAAACAUAUUGAAAAUUUAGAGAAUCAUGAUGUACGGAAAAUUGUACAAUUAAUACAAGCUUUGGAAGAAGUCCAAGAGUUUCAUCAAUUGGAUACAAAUUUACAAGUUAAACAAUUUUUAGCUGAUACCAGAAAAUUUUUACAUCAAAUGUAUCGUACGGUUAAUAUUAAGGAGGAUGUAUUAAUUAAAUUACAAAUAAUUAGUGAUUUAAGUUAUGCAUGGAAUAUUAUUGAUAAUUAUACUAUUAUUAUGCAAAAAGGUAUCAAAAAUGAUCCAUCAUUGGUGAUAAAACUACGUGCUUUAUUCAUGAAACUAGCAUCCGCUUUAGAAAUACCACUAUUACGUAUCAAUCAAGCGCAUAGCGAGGACAUGGUCUCUGUAUCACAAUAUUACAGCAAUGAUUUAGUGUUAUAUGUAAAAACUGUUUUACAAAUCAUACCAGAAACAAUGUUUGGUAUAAUGGCGCGUAUUAUUAAUUUACAAACGAAUGAAAUAAAAGAGCUACCCACACGAUUGGAUAAAGAUAAAAUGAAAGAUUACGCACAAUACGAUGAACGUUUUGAAGUUGCUAAAUUAACACAUUCAAUAUUUGUAUUUACUGAAGGUAUGCUAAUGAUGGAUACUACUUUGGUGGGUGUUAUCAGUAUUGAACCACGUCGAUUACUAGAAGAUGGUAUACGACGUGAACUUAUUAAAAAUGUAUCACAAGCAUUUCAUAAUAAUUUAAUGUUUAAUCCAAAAUCAAAAGGAACAGAAUUAGAAACAAAAUUAGCUACGUUAGCGGAAAUUAUUGAUGGAUAUCGAAGAUCGUUUGAAUAUAUUCAGGAUUAUGUGAAUAUAAAUGGUUUAAAAAUUUGGCACGAAGAAAUAUCAAGAUUGAUGUCGUAUGCAGUCGAACAGGAAUGCUUAUUAAUUACUCAAGGAUGUUAUUUUCAAGAUUGGGUAAUGAAUUUUGGUGAUUUUACCAACGAAUAUAAUAUUGUAUUAUCUCCAAGCACAGAUACAAAUUCAGCAAAUUUUAUGGGUUCUUUAGCUAGAGAAAUAGAAAAAUUUGUUAAUCCAAGGAAUACCAUUUAUUUGAAUUCAACUGUAUCGUGGUACGAUUAUAAGACACGAAAAGAAAUAGUUAAUUUAAAAUUUUUUUCGAACUUAUUAAAGUCGAUGGCGCCUUGUGGUUUAGCCGGUUUAAGCCGAAUAUAUUCAUUUUUAAUAUAUAUUGAACUUCAAAAGUGUAUGGGUUUAUUCCAAAAUUUAAUCUUAAAGGAUAAAGUAUUGGUUGGACUACUAGAAAAUGUGAAAAAUGAUUUGGAAAAUAAAUUAAAUCCAGCUAAAUUUAUUACUAACUAUUCGAUAAUCGUAUCAAAAAUUGGUGUACAAUUACAUAAUCAUAUUUUACGGAUUGGCAGUUUACAAUUGUUACGUAAACAUAUUGCGUAUGAAUUGCAUACGUCAAGUAAAUUUGACUCAAAAGAUUUGGAAUUAACAUUUUCCGCAUUAAAUGACUCAUUAUUAGCUGAUAUUAAGGCACAUUUUGAGGAUCCUGAUAAAAACAAAUAUCCGAAUGAAGAUUUUCUAUUCGAAAUAGCAAAUUUAUUAGAAGGAAUUGGUCUACAUAAUCCAUUAGAAAAAAUUUAUUUAACAACAAAAAAUAUUGAACAUAUUUCAACAAUUUUAUUCUUGUUUGUAAUUUCACAAUUGCCAAAAUUAACGUAUGUUAAAAAUAUUGAUGGCAUAGUGGCUAAAAAAAUAGAUCAAACAGAUGGAAUUCCAUUUUUAAUUGGAACCCAAACUAUAUUAAAACAAUUUCGAUUUUCCAUAACAGAACAAUUCAUCGAAUAUAUUUCAAAGUACUAUUUAAUUAAUAUUGAAAACUUUUUAAAGAUAAAAACAGGAGAAAUGAAUCCAGACACCGUGGUUUUACAUAGCUUUAUAGAAAAUUAUUUUUAUUAUGCAUCUGAUGCAAAAGAAAUUUCCAAGAAAUUCAUUCCACAACCUAUUUUAGAUCAAUUUAAUUUCUUGGUUACAAAAGUGGCCUAGAAUAAUUGAAUAUUGUAUU